Vigna unguiculata (cowpea) is the source of this 609-nucleotide messenger RNA. The record is from RefSeq and is a predicted model, not a curated record. Lineage: Eukaryota; Viridiplantae; Streptophyta; Magnoliopsida; Fabales; Fabaceae.
AUGAGGCAACGAAGGUGGAUGGAGUUCCUGAAGGAUUAUGAUUUCGAACUGCUGUAUCACCCAGGGAAAGCAAAUGUGGUAGUAGAUGCCUUGAGUAGGAAGACUGUACAUGCGGCACAUCUCAUGAUAAAGGAGGUGGAACUGCUGGAAAAGUUCAGAGACAUGAAGCUACAGUUGUUGGAUGCUAGUCUGAAAAGAAUCAGACAACAACUUGGGUCAGAUGAGACUAGAGAUUUCGCUUUGGAUAAUGAUGACAUCUUGCGAUUCCAGGGUAGGAUUUGUGUGCCAAAUGAUGCUGAGAGACCCGGUGGGAAUCUACAAUCCUUGGAGAUACCAGUAUGGAAAUGGGACAACAUCUCCAUGGACUUUGUGACCCAUCUACCAUGGACUUUUAGGGGGCAUGAUACAAUGUGGGUUAUAGUGGAUCGCCUGACCAAGAGUGCUCAUUUCUUGGUGAUGAAUUUGAGAAUGCCUAUGGCCAAGUUGGCUCAGCUGUACAUUAGGGAGAUAGUGAGGUUACAUGGGGUACCGUCAAGUAUUGUGUCAGACAGAGACCCGCGGUUCACGUCUUGGUUUUGGCAGACGCUACAAAGUGCUAUGGCGAGAUGA